Messenger RNA from Cuculus canorus (common cuckoo), 992 nucleotides. Its product is annotated as growth-regulated protein homolog gamma-like. Bases 34 to 354 code for a protein of 106 amino acids. The transcript is spliced from 4 exons. Gene Ontology annotation, molecular function: CXCR chemokine receptor binding; chemokine activity. Gene Ontology annotation, biological process: chemokine-mediated signaling pathway; neutrophil chemotaxis; cellular response to lipopolysaccharide. The record is from RefSeq and is a predicted model, not a curated record. Gene Ontology annotation, cellular component: extracellular region. Lineage: Eukaryota; Metazoa; Chordata; Aves; Cuculiformes; Cuculidae.
GUGAACCGGCAUCUCGGCCGCCGGGACCAAGCCAUGAGCCCGCACCUCCGCCUCCUCCUCCUCGGUCUCCUCCUCCUCCUCCUGGCCGCCGCUCGCUGCCGGGGCGGGCCGCCAGCCGGGGGGCUGCGCUGCCACUGCCCACACACCAUGUCCCAGCUGAUCUCACCACGACGCCUGGCCCGUGUGGAGCUGCUCGCAGAGGGCCCGCACUGCGCCGUGCCUGAGGUCAUAGCCACCACGAAGCAGGGACAGACCAUCUGCCUGAACCCCUCGGCGCCGUGGGUCAAGCGCAUCCUCAACAUCAUCCUCAACAGAUCACAAACCAGCCCUGAGGGAAGAAACACUUCCAAAUGAAGCUACCAGGGCUCAGCAGAAGACAGGGGGAAGUGGAAGCUGGAGGAAGAUAACAGCCUGCCUCUCUGAUGAGUUUUCAGACCAGCAGCUCGAUGUUCAGUCUCGCCAAGAUGCUUCCCUCCUUUCAUAUUUAUUACUGCCUAUUGCUACUACUUAUUUAUUGACUGAUGAGUUGACUGAAACUGUUUGAUAAGAUAGCACAGGCCCAGUUAGGUGCCUUUUGGCAACCUUGCUGCCAUUCUCACCAGUCGAAUACCCCCACCUCUGUGCCAGCUCCUACCCUCCAAACCCCGUUAGCCAACGAGUUCCUAUAAACAGCAUGGCUGUCCGAAAAGAUGACAGGUCUGCUGGCGAAUGUCUACACACAGAAGUCUGAAUGGGUUUCAUGCCGAGAAUGAUUUGGGUUCUAACAAGGUAAUAUUGGGGUGGCUUGGUUGGGUUUUAAAUGAGUUUACAUUUAAUUAUUUGAUAUUUAUUCGCAUAAAGGAACAGUAAAUGUUCUGAAGAGGCUUAGAUAUUUUAUGUCCGCUUGUAUGGCAUACUGUCAUAAUUUGUACAGAAUAGGGAGUUUUCCUUACUCUGCUGUGGGAAAAUGUCUUGAUGUAAAAAGGUGGAUUUAUAAUGAAAUGAUAAUGAAA